GGUGAGGGGAGAGGGGAAGCGGGGAAGCGGGGCCGGGCGGGUGAGGAAGAGCCGGGCCGGAGCCUCGGGGCCGGGCGGCACCCGCGUAGUGCCGAGUUCCGCCGUCCCGCUCCUCCUGCCCGGGUCUCCUCCCCGCAGGCCCGUUCGCCGCUUGCCGGCGGGAGGGUCGCGUUCCCUCGCCGGCCGCGGGCGGUGGUGCAGCCCCUCGCCGCCGGGGAUGCCCCGCUGACAGCGGGCUCUGUGCCCGCCCCCGCCCGACCCCCGGCGUUCCUCGGGAGUGCCCCGCGUCCCUCCCGGUGCUGCCGGAGGCGUUCCCGACCCUGGGCCACCUGCGGCCGCGGUGUCUCCUGAGCGGUGCUCCGGGGGGCCGCGGGAGAGGCGAAUCUGCUGUUUUACAUAGCGGGGCCUCUGCAUUUCAAUAACGGCUACUUGGUUUGACCCUCGUUUAGUUGAAUGUGCUGUGGCUGAGUUAUUACCCUGGUGAACCGCCUCCCGUACACACAGCCUGGCAUUUCUGUGUUUCCACUGCAAGGUGUUGUGGUUAGGCGUUCCAUCAGCAAGAUGCCGCAUCGUUUUCUUGCUAUUUGGAGCAUUUUAAAUAGGUGGAUAGUUGUUGAUACAAACAAUAAAAUGUACUUUCUCCUAGGAGUGUCACGUAACAAGUGAAAACUUUCAUGUGAAAACAGAAAAUGGCUUCAAGAGGAACAACAGAGACCAGCAAACUAAAACAAAACUUGGAGGAGCAGUUGGACAGAUUAAUGCAGCAGCUUCAAGAUCUGGAAGAAUGCAGAGAGGAGCUGGAUGCAGAUGAGUAUGAGGAGACCAAAAAAGAAACUCUGGAGCAGCUGAGUGAGUUCAACGACUCCCUGAAGAAGAUCAUGUCUGGAGAUAUGACUUUGGUGGACGAGCUCAGUGGGAUGCAACUGGCAAUACAAGCAGCCAUCAGCCAAGCAUUUAAAACCCCAGAAGUGAUUAGAAUGUUUGCAAAGAAGCAGCCGAGGCAAUUGAGGACGAGGUUGGCAGAGAUGGACCGAGACUUAAUGGUUGGGAAGUUGGCACGAGAGCUGUACACCCAACAGAAAGUGGAAAUCCUGACUGCCCUCAGGAAGCUUGGGGAGAAGCUCACUGGGGAUGAUGAGAUGUUCUUGUCAGCAAAUGCUGGUACAGCCCUGAGCCAGUUUGAGAGAGUCUCCACUGACCUUGGAUCAGGAGACAAAGUCUUUGCUCUAGCAAGUGUUGAAGUAGAAAAGGCAAAGCAAUGAAGGGGUGUGUGAGGCUUGUGUCUCUCCAGUUAUCAACAGCAUUGGACUUCUGUCACACUGCAUUUGGGUUUUCUAUUUCCAACAUGUUGAAAAAAAAAAAAAGCAAAGCAAAACAAAAAAACUCCAAACCCUAAAACCUCUUGGGUUCUUAACCAGAAGAUAUGAAGUAAACAGCCUUAAGUGCACUUUGGGACCUUGGUGUCUGUACCCCUUCAGUAAUACAAGCUCUGAGGCUGAACACUGAGUGGAACUCUAGAAACAAAAGCAUGGUAUGUCUGUCUUGGGAAAGAAUCAGCUGUUUUGAACUUUUCUGAAUGUGUAUUUCUCUAACUAUUAAAAACUUCAUCUUUUUGCAUGUGGUUGUAGCAAGCAGAUCUUUUUCAGGAGCAGUCCCGGUGAGUGGUUUUUUGGGUGAUUCUUCACAUUGUCUUAACUUUUGUCUGGACUCCCCACUAAGUAGUUUGUACUAGGACAGCACUGAAGCUUUGAAAAUGGACUUGGUUUAUUUGGAAUGCCAUCUUCCUACAAACUGUUUGCAGAAGACCCCAGAGGAGCCUGGAUGCUGAUCACUGGCCCUUGGCUGCUUGUUUGCUGUGCCCAUGAAUGAGCACUUUGUGUCCCAGCCCGGACCCACAGACAAUGGCAGCCCUGUGGGGAGUAAUUUAACCUUGUGUAUGGAAACGACAGGGAACUGAUAGGAAAUGGGAGUGAGAGGCUCUUUCUGUGACCUCUUCCUUCAGCUCUGGUGUCCAGCCACACACUGCCCUGAUUUCCCGGGGUUGCAGAGGUGCCAGGAAAUAACUUGCAAACGGGUUUUAAAAGGGGGAAAAACUCCCAUUAUGUGAUCAGUGCAAGUGUUGCUCAGUGUAUUGAUCAGGUGCUGUGGAGAGGGGAGGGGCUGUGCCUCCCUUAGGAGUUGGAAUCCUGAAUAAACUCGGUGUAGGAGGAUUUAAGAUCUCAUAUUGUUGAACCUUUUAGCUCAGAGGGUGGAGAAACUACUCGGGCCUCUGGAUGUGUGCUUAACUUCCUGACAAACUGUAUUUUGUAAAAUCACUGCUAGGGACCUAAUUCCCUAAGUUUUGACUCCCUCACACUUCAGUUAAGUGCUUGUUUGCAUUUUGUCAGGAGCUGGUUGGAAGCCUGGAUUUCCCUAAAGUUUUUCAGCUCGAGAAAUGUGCAUUUAAAGUCUGCUCUACCAUAUGUUCAAGUGCUGAACUAAGGAUACUGACAACAACAAAACCACACCAAGGGCAUUUCUUAACUUAAUUUCAUACCUGUUCCCCUUCUUAUUUUACCAGUAACUAGAGAAAAUUAAAAAGCUUCUAUUUGAA
This is a messenger RNA of Chiroxiphia lanceolata (lance-tailed manakin), 2593 nucleotides long. RefSeq names its product leucine zipper and CTNNBIP1 domain containing (gene LZIC). Lineage: Eukaryota; Metazoa; Chordata; Aves; Passeriformes; Pipridae. The transcript has 6 exons. The coding region runs from base 690 to 1262 and encodes 190 amino acids. Gene Ontology annotation, molecular function: beta-catenin binding. Gene Ontology annotation, cellular component: beta-catenin destruction complex; cytosol; nucleus. The record is from RefSeq and is a predicted model, not a curated record. Gene Ontology annotation, biological process: negative regulation of Wnt signaling pathway.